CACAAUCAUAGAACCUUGCGUCAAAAUCACUUCCGUAUUGAAAACCAAAAUUCCCUCGGUUAUAAGCAAAAUUCACGUAUUGUGCAAAAAAUGUCCGAUGAAGAGAUCUCGAAUAUGAUCUCUAAUAUUCCCGAUGAGGUGAUAGACUACCUGGUGCAACAGCGGAGGCGGGAGCGUGAUCUUAAGAUCGAGAAGGAGGUGAUCAGGAAGCGCCUUAAAAAGGUGCAGGACAUGAUGCAACUGCUGGAGGGACGCGACGAUGGAAUCACUUGUACAAUAUCUGCAGGAAAUGUCUACCAAAUGAGCACAGUGCAGCAGGUGAGGGACCAUCUGGCUGCCAACCUUUCGAGCACCAUGGUAGAUUUCGUCAAGGCCCACCGGAAGCUCCUCCGACUUCAGAGCGAUAUUCGUCAGGAUAUGGAAACGGUCUGGCACAAUGUCAAUAAUAUUGAAACUGUCUAAAUUUUGGUUUAAAUAAAAUGGUUUCUAUAUUA
Messenger RNA from Drosophila elegans, 494 nucleotides. RefSeq lists its product as uncharacterized. The record is from RefSeq and is a predicted model, not a curated record. Bases 91 to 462 code for a protein of 123 amino acids. The transcript has a single exon. NCBI's taxonomy places the organism in Eukaryota, Metazoa, Arthropoda, Insecta, Diptera, Drosophilidae.